This is a messenger RNA of Xenopus tropicalis (tropical clawed frog), 1532 nucleotides long. RefSeq names its product prolactin regulatory element binding (gene preb). NCBI's taxonomy places the organism in Eukaryota, Metazoa, Chordata, Amphibia, Anura, Pipidae. The record is from RefSeq and is marked provisional. Gene Ontology annotation, cellular component: endoplasmic reticulum membrane. Gene Ontology annotation, molecular function: guanyl-nucleotide exchange factor activity.
CAGAAACCAAUGACAGAACAUCCAGAAACAGGAAAUCCUCUAGAGCCAGCAUUGAUGGGGGCAUUCGGGGCACCAAAGAUGAGACCCCCGAAGUCUCCAUUGAGCUUCUCCACACGGUACAGACUGACACCAGCGCCGACACCCUACAGAAAGCCGUCUGCUUCAACCCGGACUGUACCAAGCUGCUCACGGGGGGAGUGGACGGGUACCUGCGUGUGUGGGAGUUCCCCGGGAUGAAGAAGCUUCUGGACUUCAAAGCUCACAAUGGUGAAAUAGAGGAUAUUGCAUCCAGCCCUGGGAACAAGAUGGUGAGUGUGGGGCAGGAUUUCCGCUGCUGUGUGUGGGAGGCAGAUCAGCUGCUCAUGGAGCUGCACUGGAACGAGAACCUACCCAGUAUCCCUGAUAAAAUGUACAGAUACCGAGCCUGCAGAUUCGGGAAGGUGCCGGACCAGCAGGACGCCCUCUGUCUCUACACUGUUCAGAUCCCCUAUAAGAGGGAACGCCGCCCCCCCCCCUGCUACCUCACUAAGUGGGACGGCCUGCGCUUCCUGCCCCUCGUCACCCAGCCGUGUGGGAACGAAGUCAUCUCCUGCCUGGCAGUCAGUGACUGCGGCAAGUUCCUGGGCCUGGGCACGGUGACCGGCUCGGUGGCCAUUUACAUCUCCUUUUCACUGCAGAGACUGUACUACGUGGAGGAAGCCCACGGCAUAGUAGUGACGGACCUGGCGUUCUUUCCGGGGUCUCGCCGAUGCCGAGAUCUCCAGGGGGACCACGAGACCGCCCUACUGAGCGUGGCCGUCGAUAGCCGCUGCAAGCUCCACCUGGUGCCCAAUAGAAGAACCUUCCCCGUGUGGCUGCUGUUGCUGCUCUGUUUCAUCUCGGUGGUCCUAGUGGUCUUUCUGCUCCAGGAAACCUUCCCGGACCUCCUAUAGGGGCAAUAACCCGCCAGUUGCCCAGAGAGCCAGCGCCAAGCAAGAUACCCACUUACGUUGGGUCAUUCCAGGACCCCAGUUGCCGUGACAUGGGGGCCACACAGGAGAGACUGUUAUGGGGCCACUCUGAUACCUUCCGUUGGGCUGGGGGAGUGGCCUGUGUGGCUUCAUGUGAUUUGCCGAUAGGGAGUGACGAAGGCGCUCAUCAGGAGAAGGAAUGCCCCCUGGCACGGUGGGGCAUCGGAGCAGCAAGCCUGUUUGUGUGGGGCUCCCAUAAGGCUCAGUGCUACGUAGGGCCCCGACAUUUCUCUCGUUUUCUGCCGGACUUUAGCGGGCGCCCCUGAUAAUGUCUUAGUAAAUACCCCAGUCUACUGUUGCGCCCAUGUAGCUGCCCCCCCCUGUUAAUUACCCCCCCACUGAGCCAAAGACUAAACCUACUCCCAUCCUCCCGAAUCUCCCAUUUGCUUAUGUUCCCAAGUGGUACUGAGAGUGCAUUAUGGGUAAUGCCAUGGCCUCUCGCUUUGUGCGUACCGAUUGGUCCCCAGUGUGGGGGGGAGGAGUCACUUUCAAUUUUACUAAAAAAUAUGCAUUUUACUGUUA